CUAUUGGCUGAACCUCAUCAAUAGUUAUCAACAGAUUCUCUAAUUGGACGGUUGUUUUGAUUUUUUUUCGUUCAAUUUAAUUACAGUUUUUAUUUAUUUUUAAUUUUUGUUUAAUUUAUUAAUAAUAUUUGCGUCAAAUUAUUGUUUUUGUGUUUAUACUUGAAAAAAAAAAAAACAAUAUUGAAUACCAUUAUGUUCGGUUUAAUUAAACACCUUGUUUGUAUUCUAUUGGUUUUGCAAUUCGCUUUGGGUGACUUGUUAUUCCCCGAAUAUCAAGCUGUAGAUAAGAAAAAAUCCAAUUUAGCCGGUCGCACUCCUCUAUACGCACCUUCUCGCUGCAAACAACACGAAUUGCUAUAUCCUGGUGAUCAAGUUAAUGACUGGAUUUGUGACUGUGCCCCAGCUGCUCUAUACCACCCUGAAACUGAUGCUUGUUAUCCUGCCUUCCGUAGAGGACCCUGUGAGGAUGGAGAAUUCUUAGUCUUGGGUGAUAAUGCCGUAUUACCCGUAUGCAUAGCCAACGAUUGUAAAGUCGAUGGUCAGAUUAAAAUUAAAGGUGUUUGUUAUGAAUUUGGUAAAGCUGGAGCUUGUAAAGAUUCCCAUCUCUCCUAUGUAAUUGGUGUUAAUCCUCAAACUUUACACGUGGAUUGUGUUAAAUUGUCCAUAUCAUUGGAAUCACGUUUUGGUGAAGAACCUCAGCAUUCGUAUGACUUGACCAAUGUCGAUUUAUGUGCCCGUGGUUGUAAGAGAGCCAUACAGGGACGUUGUCCAGGACGGAAAUAAAGAAACUGGUUUUCUCAAAUAUUUUUUUUUAACAAAAAUAAACUAUUAUUAUUUAACUUUAACAAUAUAAAUUUAAAAUAGA
Molecule: messenger RNA, 865 nt
Organism: Lucilia sericata (common green bottle fly)
Lineage: Eukaryota; Metazoa; Arthropoda; Insecta; Diptera; Calliphoridae
Exons: 3
Coding region: 193-783 (196 amino acids)
Source: RefSeq, a predicted model, not a curated record